AUGGAUCCAUCCUGUCCUUUCUGCACAUUUCCAGAAGAUAUCAUGCAUUUACUCUUCCAUUGCCCCAGAGCUAAACAAAUAUGGUUUAUUUCCCCUCUAAACUUUCGUGCAACUUGGGAAAUUUUCUCUAACUUUGCCGUGCUUUGGAAGCAUGUCACAAUACAACUUCAACAGAUUGAUCCCACUAAUGAAGGCCUUCACAUUUUCUGCUAUACUUUGUGGCACAUCUGGAAAACUAGGAAUUGCAAGAUAUUUGACAACUUCACACAGCCUCCAGCUUCCAUUGUGUCAUCUACUGUUCAGGAUUAUCAGGAAUUUAAAGAAGCCAUGCAAUCAGAAAUUGAAGUCGGUCGUCAGUCUCAUAACAGGAGAAUCCAGAGUGGCCAAAAUCUCAUCAACCCACCGGAUUUCAUUAAAAUCAAUUACGAUGCGGCUGUUCAUAUCCCAAAACAAUUUGGAAGCAUUGGUGUUAUUGCAGCGAAUCCAACCAAUCUACAAUGA
This is a messenger RNA of Mercurialis annua (annual mercury), 501 nucleotides long. RefSeq lists its product as uncharacterized. Bases 1 to 501 code for a protein of 166 amino acids. The transcript has a single exon. The record is from RefSeq and is a predicted model, not a curated record. Lineage: Eukaryota; Viridiplantae; Streptophyta; Magnoliopsida; Malpighiales; Euphorbiaceae.